GUGGUGGCGUGCUCUACGUGGCGGGAUCCACGAACUAUCAUUGGAUGAGUGUAUCGGGUAUCGUCUUUGCCCCGGACACGGUUGGGCACAUCGCUCUUCCUCUGGCAGGGGCCUGGGUCGGCUAUGGCGGGGCUUACGAGUCCCCCGACUACACUGUCCGCAACGGCAUUUGCUCCGUUGAAGGACUGAUCCAUGGAGGCGAAUGGGGUCACUUGGCAACGCUUCCAGAAGACUGCCGUCCUGCUGAUGGUGCGCUGAUCUUCACCGCGAACAACCAUGCGUCGCCUGCGCGAGUCAAUGUUGAGUCGAACGGGAAGAUCAGGUGGAUAGCUGGAGGCAAUAAUCAUCACUUCAUCAGCCUAAGCGGUAUCGUCUUCUCGCCAACCGCCGUUGGCUACGCCAUUCCACUCGAGAAUGGUUGGAGCAACUACGGCAAAGGAUACGCCCCUGCGAAGUAUCGCGUGGUCAACGGCAUCUGCUUCCUUGAGGGCUUGAUCAAGAAAG
Messenger RNA from Symbiodinium necroappetens, 504 nucleotides. The record is from the annotation of a GenBank genome assembly. NCBI's taxonomy places the organism in Eukaryota, Dinophyceae, Suessiales, Symbiodiniaceae.